This is a messenger RNA of Agrilus planipennis (emerald ash borer), 2220 nucleotides long. RefSeq names its product aldose reductase-like. Gene Ontology annotation, molecular function: aldose reductase (NADPH) activity. The coding region runs from base 228 to 1250 and encodes 340 amino acids. The record is from RefSeq and is a predicted model, not a curated record. The transcript has 5 exons. NCBI's taxonomy places the organism in Eukaryota, Metazoa, Arthropoda, Insecta, Coleoptera, Buprestidae. Gene Ontology annotation, cellular component: cytosol.
UUGAGAUUAUUACAAGUAACCUAAUAAAUUCUACUAUUUCUACGGCAAAUUCAGUCAUUUACAAUCGAAAAUUUUCUCCGUGCAUUCCAUGUUACUCCAGCUAUCCCAUAUUCGUUUAUGGAUAUUUAGACUCUCCAUAAGUAACUACUGACAGCAUCUGUCAUGGAAUUUCAACUAAUUCAUUUACUAAUUUGGCAUAGGUACAUGUUAAAAUAGAUAUCGCAUGAAUGAAGCCCUUUUCAUUCAUGCCAAAAUUUUUUCAACGCUACCAGAUGAAUUCAACAUGUAAGGCUACAACUAACAUUCCAAUGUUGACAUUUAAUAAUGGUAAGAAGUUCCCACUUUUCGGUUUGGGUACUUGGAAAUCGAAACCAGGAGAUGUAACGUGCGCAGUUAUGUAUGCCAUAGACAUAGGAUAUAGACAUAUCGAUUGCGCUUAUAUUUACGGAAAUGAGAAGGAAGUAGGAAGAGGUAUUUCAAUGAAAAUUUGCGACAAUACCGUCCAAAGGAACGAAUUGUACAUUACUAGUAAAUUAUGGAACACGUUUCAUGAACCCUGCUUAGUCAAAUCAGCAAUAGAAAUGACCCUUUCAAAUUUAAGAAUUGAUUAUCUGGACUUGUAUUUGAUUCAUUGGCCCUUUGGAUGGAAAGCAGGUGAUGAUCUGUUUCCAAGGACAAAUGAUGGAAAAUCCAUUUUUAGUAAGGUAGAUUACGUGGACACCUGGAGAGCGAUGGAAGAGGUGUGUAAGAAUGGUUUAGCAUUGUCAAUUGGUGUUUCAAAUUUUAAUGAAAGACAACUCAAUCGAGUUCUUCAAAUUGCCAAAAUACCACCAGUAACAAAUCAGAUCGAACUUCAUCCUUAUCUUACUCAAAAAAACCUAACGGAGUAUUGUAAAUCGAGAUUCGUUAUGUUAACUGCAUACAGCCCUCUUGGAUCUCCAGACCGUCCGACGUAUUCAGCAGAUGAACCAGAAUUACUAAAAGACAAACGUUUGGAAGAACUUGCAAAAAAGUAUAACAAAACACCAGCUCAAGUAUUGUUAAGAUAUCAAGUACAACAGAGACGUAUAACGAUUCCCAAAUCUGUAACUCCUGCCAGAAUCAGGGAAAAUAUGGAAAUAUUUGAUUUCGAGAUAUCUAAAAGCGACAUGGGAUAUAUCGACACUUUUAACAAAAACCUGCGAUUUUGUGCCUCUCUUGAAUCAGUUGGUCACGAACAUUACCCUUUCACAGUGUCUCCUUGUCCUUAAAUUAAGGUGUCGAGAAAGGAAAAAUAGCAACCAUAAGAAGCUUUAAUGGUGAUCGCGACUGUAACAUUAAAACAAUCCAUUUUAUUAUUGAUUUCUUAACUUUUGUAAUUUCGCAACAUUAUUUCCUUAUCACAGUUCUAUUAUCAUCAAAGUAACAUGACGAUAAAUAAUAUUCCAUUUAGUUUUCUAAUCAAUUAAAAGUAAUAAGUCACCCAAAUCAGUUGUUAUUUUCUAGAAAGCUUUUAAUGUUUAUUGAUGGCUAAUCUGCAAUCAAUAAAUUAAAGAAUCAUCAUCAUAGGGUCUUCAGCGCACAUCCACGUCUCCCUGUCUCGGAAAUUAGAGCAGCUUAUAUCUCUGAAUCAUUUAACAGUAAUGUAAUCGAUGUCUAUCUAUCUCAACCCCUCAUAACUCUUGUUUCUGUUUCUAAUAUGUCUCUAACUAACCCUUUAUAUCUGAACAUACCUCACCUACUUCUUAUUGACUUCUAUAACGUCCUCUAUUCUCCUAUUCUUUUUAAUGGCCCUCGAAAGUUUGCCAAUCAACAAAUUGAAAAAUUGAUACGUCUCAUUAAAAAAAUAUAUUCCCUCGUUGAUACCAAAACUAAAUAAUUCAAAUACUGUAUGUACAAAAGCAAAUUAUUCAUAUGCUGUACGCUGGAACAACGAAAUCCGUAAGGAGUGUUAACACUGAUGUUCAAAUCCAACAGCAGGAAUUUGCUAAGUGUCACUUUGUUUGGUACAUAUCCUAGAUUUUUAAAAAUAUGGCACUAAAGGUAUGUAGUUUAUGGUUCCCUGUUUUAAAUAUGUAUUCUACAUUCCACAUUACCCGGUUUAAUAUGUUGGGAUGUAUAGGGCGACAUUACUGUGGAAGUCAAUAAGAUAUAGACGAGAUACGUUGGUGGGACACAUUCUCAGACAUGAGGGUCUAGUCAGAGACAUAUUAGAGGCAGAAGCAGGAGUUAGGAGGGGUA